AGGAAUGAUAAGGUUCUACAAUAGCCGCUCAAACCGUACCGGUCACCAACGCAAAUGUACACACAUAUAUAGAAAAUUUAAAAAUAAUUUCGUGAGUGGUAGAUAGGCACAAUGCAUGAUUGAAUUCACUGAAGGAUGUAUCGAGUGUGGUUGUUCUUUUUGGCGGCAGUGGGAGGCAGCUGCGUGUAUGCAGAGCAAAACAUCACUGUUAUACGUAUGCGAUUAGACUUCGAACAAGAACACCGGCUGACUGUAGACCACACGGUCGAGUAUAUCCUGCAGUUCAGGCCAAGUCAAUCAGAUGCAGAGUUUCCGAGUAGAGUGUGGGUGAGCAGCCUCGCCGGCGACUUGAGCAGACCGGUGCUCAUUACUUACCGACAAAGAGCAGGAGCGGGCACAUGGCAACUGCCGUACGAGUCGGGGGACACGCUACAACACGAGUUCGAGAGGACGCUGUGUCCCGACGACGCAGCCAGCUACAACCAGUCUAGCUACUGCGAAGAUGCGGAGGUACAGCAAGAGGCGCGCGGCGAGUUCUCGCUGCACGUGGUGUCGGCGUGCGCGCGCGGCGCGGCGCUGCGCCUGCGCGUGUCGGCCGCCCGCGACUGGCGGCUCCACUACGAGAGGGCGCAACAUGUUUUUAUUACAUUGACGGCGCCCCGGGUGCAUCACUACCGGUUCGCGGACGAGAAGAAUGUGCGGCUUGUAAUAUCGUCUACAGACGACGUGUGUGCCAUUAUUGCCGUCCAGAACAUUACUUGCCCUAUCGGCGACAUGUUGAAUGACGUGCAGAGUUGGUCACAACGGAUGACGGUGCAGCGUUCGGGCGCAGUCCAACUUUCGCGCGCCAACUACCCACAUGGAUUUUACAUUGUGGCGUUGGUUCAAAAUACUGACUCGCCGUGCACUGGUGAGACCGAAGAGUCACAGGAUUGGCUGUGGCAGGAGAUACUCGGGGAUUUCCAUGUAGCUCGUAAUCCACUUCCCAGGAUUAAGGCACUAGACCUAGAGAUCAAGCCAUCACUGACAAUAUCGCAGUACGUGCUAGCCACAGCGGUAACUACGGCACUGUUCCUGGGUUUCUACGUGGCGUUCUUCUUGCUGGUGCUGGCGCAGCGCUGGUCGCCCUUCGCCAAGAUGGUGCGCCCUCGCGCUGUACUCGCGUCAGAUAUUCAGAACGGGGGUCAGACUGAAGUGGACGGCGGGCCACGGCAACGACAACGGCGUGACUCUACCGCAACAUUUGACAGCAGUGAUAUGAGCGACUCUGAUGAAGAACCGACUCCAGUUACGAGAACCACAAAUGCGUCCCCCACCACGCCCGCGUCUCCUGCUUCUCCCACGGCAGCUGUCCCCCCCUCCAUUACCCCCGCGUCUCCCGGCACCCCUGAAUCGCGCGAUACCGUUGACGGCCCCGCGUUGAAUGGGGCAACGACACAGGAGAAUGGAAGAGAAACUCAAGCAGAGGAACCAGUUCGUCCGUUCGGCCUGCCAGCUCGGCUGCGACUGGCGGCGCUGGCCCGCCGCCGCGGCCGCGUGGUGGCGGCGCGGUCGGACCGCUACCUCCACACGCUCUACACUGUGGCGGUGUUCUACGCGCUGCCUGUCAUACAGUUCGUCACCGCAUUUCAAGUCUUCCUUAACGUAUCCGGCUCAUUGGACACAUGUUACUACAACUUCUUAUGCGCGCACCCCGCCGGGGACCUCAGCGACUUUAACCACGUCUUUAGUAAUACUGGCUAUCUUCUACUUGGGGCACUGUUCCUGCUGCAAGUGAGAAGGAGAAGGAACACACGGAAACUGCAGCCCAGGCAUGAGGAUUACGGCAUCCCGGCCCACUAUGGGCUGUUAGAGGCGCUAGGUGUCGGCAUGAUGGUGGUCGCGUUACUCUCCGCCAGCUACCACGUGUGUCCCAACAGACUCAACUUUCAGUUCGACACGGCAUUCAUGUACGUGCUGGCAGUACUGAGCAUGGUGAAGAUCUACCAGUCGCGGCAUCCGGACGUCAACGCGCGCGCGCACGCCACCUUCGGAGUGCUCGCCGUGCUCAUCGCGCUGGUGGUGUGGGGCGUGCUAGGCGGCGGCCCGCUGUUCUGGGGGCUAUUUACGGUUCUACAUAUCUUCGGCUUCUUGUUGCUCUCAUUACGUAUCUACUAUCUGGGACAAUUUCGCUUUGAGAAGCAGAGUUUGCAGACGGCAGCGCUACAGUUAUCGCGGCCUCCGCUGUAUACGCCGCGCCUCGUGGCUCUGCUUGUAGCCAAUGCUCUCAACUGGGCCUUCGCACUUUAUGGGUUAUUCACACAAGACGGGGACUUCGCGGGCCACCUGUUGACUUUGCUGCUAGGGAACACGCUGCUACAUCUCAUGUAUUACUUGGCCAUGAAACUCUUCAACGGUGAACGUCCAAGAUGGUACGCGUGGUGCUACGUAGCUGGCGCGUCAGCGGCGUGGGCGCCGGCGCUGUACUUCUUCCUGGCGGGAAGCACCGACUGGUCGGCCACUCCUGCGCAAAGCAGACAUCUCAACCACGAGUGCCGCGUCCUCAGAUUCUACGACUCCCAUGAUCUAUGGCACUUCCUCUCCGCGAUAGCUCUCUAUCUAACAUUCAACGUGUUCCUCACGUGGGACGAUGGACUGACGGCUGUCAAGCGAACCGACAUAGCUGUAUUUUAACUUAGUUUGUUUACAAUAAAAAUUUAUAUUAUUUUUUAAA
This is a messenger RNA of Amyelois transitella, 2713 nucleotides long. RefSeq names its product SID1 transmembrane family member 1 (gene Sir-3). The record is from RefSeq and is a predicted model, not a curated record. The coding region runs from base 136 to 2673 and encodes 845 amino acids. NCBI's taxonomy places the organism in Eukaryota, Metazoa, Arthropoda, Insecta, Lepidoptera, Pyralidae. Gene Ontology annotation, cellular component: membrane. The transcript has 19 exons.